GACGUAGCUCACAUGGGCGGAAGAAGCGCGGAAGUUCAGGUUGAAAUGAGUGAAAGCGGCGCUCAGCUGUUUGCACGUCUGGAGGCUCGUCGCUGUCUGAAGGAGAUCGAACCUCGUCUGUUUCCUGAAGAUGGCGGACCCGACCAUGGUGAGGUGGUGGAGCUGUAUGGAACAGAGGGAACAGGUAAGACGGAGCUGCUGUACCACCUGUUGUGUCGCUGUGUGUUGCCGAAGGCUGCUGGCGGACUGGAGGUGGACGUUGUGUUUGUGGACACCAACUACAGUCUGGACAUGUUACGACUGGUCAGCAUCAUCGACAGCAGACUGAACCCAGCUCUCUCUACCAGCUCGCCCAUAGCUGGGUCAGAUGAGGAGGUGUUGCGUUCGUGUCUGUCCCGCCUCCUGGUCGUCCACUGCUCCUCCUCCUCCCAGCUCCUCCUCACCCUCCACUUCCUGGAGAACUCCUUCUCAUCGCGGCCUGGUCUGGCCCUCCUGCUUAUUGACAGCAUUUCUGCUUUCUAUUGGCUGGAUCGCUGCGAGGGCGGGGCCAGCUUUGCCAAGCAGGAGGACAAGCUCAGCAAAUGUUCCGAGCUGCUGGGCCGACUGCUCAGGGAUUACAGAAUCACUGUCUUGGCCACCUGCCACGCCCUCAGGAGGAGCCACAGGGGAACCUCCUCGGACUCCCACCGACCAUACCUCUGUCGCCCCUGGCAAAGACUGGUGACCCACCGGCUGCUGUGCACGCGACAGGAGGCGCCGGACAACGGGUCGGCCGCAGCAGGGAGCAGCGAGGAGCAGGGGAGGCGACAGGUCUUCACUGUCCACUGCACCUCCUGUGGGACCAGGGCUCCAAGGAGCAGCUCCUUUUACGUGACGGACGGAGGAGUGGAGUUCACCUGAAACUCUCCUUUCUUUCAUGAGAGGAGUUCACAAAGGUUUGUAGAGAAGCAGGAGUUGUUCGGAUUUCCUUCUCCGUUGAACUGAACCUGUUUACUGAUACUGAACCUGGGACUCCGAACAAGAUAAGAGAGUAAUAAAGAAAAUACUUGAUACUGAUUCUGUUCUGGAAGGGUCCAGAGGUCCUUACUAUGGAUCUUGAUUGUGAAUGAGGUUCUAAUCUAGGAGGUUCUCGAGGUUGUAAUGUGAAUUCCUGUGCUCAUUUGAAGACUCUACUGAGGAGGAUCUACAGCUCAUAUAAAAACUUCCCUGAUGUUCCAGUGGAGCCUCCAAGUAUCUAAGUUCUCAUAGAAAAGAUCAUCCAAGGAUUAUCAGGAGGUUCUGAGGAGGCCCAGGUGGAUUUGAUGGACCUUCAGUGUUGCACAGUGUAGUUUUGUGGUAUUAAUAACAAUUCUGAAGACUCUGAAGUAUUCAAUAAAGAUAAAAGGAUAUUGGAUGACUAUAAAUAAAAAGAAAUGAUGAUAUGUGUAUUAUGGAUAACAUUUAGUUUAUAUUUAUUAUUUAAUAUUAUUUUGCAAUUUCUAAAGUUUAAUAAUAUUGAGUCUGUGUUUUUGUACAAUAUUUCUAUUAAAAAAAUGUGCACAUUUGA
Messenger RNA from Platichthys flesus (European flounder), 1546 nucleotides. RefSeq names its product X-ray repair complementing defective repair in Chinese hamster cells 2 (gene xrcc2). Gene Ontology annotation, molecular function: ATP-dependent DNA damage sensor activity; ATP binding; four-way junction DNA binding. The record is from RefSeq and is a predicted model, not a curated record. Gene Ontology annotation, biological process: double-strand break repair via homologous recombination; DNA strand invasion. Gene Ontology annotation, cellular component: replication fork; Rad51B-Rad51C-Rad51D-XRCC2 complex; centrosome. NCBI's taxonomy places the organism in Eukaryota, Metazoa, Chordata, Actinopteri, Pleuronectiformes, Pleuronectidae. The coding region runs from base 13 to 900 and encodes 295 amino acids. The transcript is spliced from 6 exons.